Molecule: messenger RNA, 210 nt
Organism: Echinops telfairi (small Madagascar hedgehog)
Lineage: Eukaryota; Metazoa; Chordata; Mammalia; Afrosoricida; Tenrecidae
Product: 60S ribosomal protein L28-like
Exons: 1
Coding region: 1-210 (69 amino acids)
Biological process (GO): translation
Cellular component (GO): cytosolic large ribosomal subunit; ribosome
Molecular function (GO): structural constituent of ribosome
Source: RefSeq, a predicted model, not a curated record
AUGUCAGUCCAUCUGCAAUGGAUGGUCGGGCGAAAAUGCUCCAGUUUCCUGAUCAAGAGGAAUGAGCAUAUUCACAGCAUCAAGCCCAAUAACCUGAACUGCGUCAGCACCUUGCUCGACAACAAGCUGCUUCACCCCAAGACCAGGGGCUUCCAGCCUGCUGCUGAUGGCAAGGGGCUGAUGGUGGUCCUGAAGCCAAGGCAGAGAUGA